UCCACCAACAUGGUUCACAAUCCGAGUAAGAUUUUGCUCCUGGCCAUAGCCAUCGCUGCUUUUAUGGGUGGCUCCCAAGGUGCAAACAUCCUGGGUCUCUUCCCGAGCCUAAGUCCUUCGCACUUGAUCAUCCAAAUGUCGGCAGCUAAGGUUCUGGCGGAGCAGGGACAUAAUGUGACUGUGGUCACAGCACUAAAGCCAGUGGUUACCCACAAGAAUAUAACCCUAAUCCAGGUGCCCCUCACCAAGGAGGAGUCCCAGCUUAUGAGCGAUACAAUUGGAGAGAUGUCCAAGACAGACAAUAGCAACAUGGCUGUAUCCCUCAUCCGAAUGAUGGGACAGAUGGAAUUCAUGUUCAGAAAGAAUGCCGAAACCCUGAUGGAUGAUCGAGUUAAGGAACUGUAUUUAAACAAGGGCAAUAAAUUCGACCUAGUACUCUCUGGAUUUUUUAUGAAUGAUUUCCAACUUGGAUUCGCAAGGAAAGUGAAUGCUCCUGUCAUCGUCGUGGCCACAAUGGCACCCAAUCAAAUGUUGAACCCACUGAUUGGUAAUCCCCUGGAGAUAUCCUACGCGGGAAGCAACGACGUGGAGAAGGGUAAAGGUGCUACCUUCAUGCAGCGAUUGGCCAGCUACAUUAUAAGCUGUGUUUUCGGGAUCUUUACUCUUUUUUCGGAAAAGCGUAAUCGGAAUUUGUAUAAGGAGGUCUUCGGUGACGAUCCCACCAUGCCGGAGUACUCAGAAAUGCUCAAGAACACAUCGAUGGUGUUCUUUGCCAGCCACGCGGCCAGCGAAGGACCCAUCCGACCCAAUGUUCCGGCAUCCAUAGAAAUCGGUGGUAUUCAAAUUAAGGACAAGCCUGAUCCCUUGCCGCAAAAUAUUGCUGAUUUCCUGGGAAAUGCCACUGAUGGAGCGAUUCUUCUUACUCUGGGCUCCAAUGUUAAGGGAAGCCACAUUAAGCCAGACACGGUUGUCAAGAUGUUCAACGUCCUGUCGAAACUUAAGGAACGAGUAAUCUGGAAGUGGGAGGAUCUGGAGAAGACACCCGGAAAGUCUGACAACAUUCUCUACUCCAAGUGGCUACCUCAGGACGAUAUCCUAGCCCAUCCAAAAAUUAAGCUGUUUAUUAAUCACGCUGGCAAAGGUGGCAUAACUGAGUCUCAGUAUCACGGAAAGCCAAUGCUUUCAUUACCCGUCUUCGGAGAUCAGCCCGGAAAUGCAGAGGAUAUGGUCAGGAGUGGUUUUGGCCUCACUGUAAGUCUACUAACUCUGGAGGAGCAGCCGUUUCAGGAGGCAAUCCUAGAGAUCCUGUCGAAUCCUCAGUAUGCCCAAAAGGUGGCCUCGUUCUCCUCCCUCUACCGAGAUCGACCCAUGACCGCUAAGGAGUCAGUGGUCUACUGGACGGAGUACGUCAUCCGGCAUCAUGGAGCAGCCCAUCUUCAAAGUCCUUUGGUCCACAUGAACUUCAUAGCCGCCAAUAACAUCGACAUAUACGUCCUGUUUGCUGUUAUAUUAGUAAUUACUAUACUGAUUUUUAAGGCACUACUUAAAUUUAUUUACAGAAGAGUCACAUCGAAGUCAAAAAAGGAGAAAAUUCAAUAAAAGGAUUAAAGACUUAAGAUAAUGUGAUGUUAGCAUAUUAUGCAAAUACUCUUUUUUUACUAUAAUUAAAAGUAUAAU
Drosophila subpulchrella is the source of this 1677-nucleotide messenger RNA. RefSeq names its product UDP-glucosyltransferase 2-like. NCBI's taxonomy places the organism in Eukaryota, Metazoa, Arthropoda, Insecta, Diptera, Drosophilidae. The coding region runs from base 10 to 1599 and encodes 529 amino acids. Gene Ontology annotation, molecular function: UDP-glycosyltransferase activity. The transcript has 2 exons. The record is from RefSeq and is a predicted model, not a curated record.